Messenger RNA from Echinococcus granulosus, 762 nucleotides. RefSeq lists its product as hypothetical. Bases 1 to 762 code for a protein of 253 amino acids. The transcript is spliced from 4 exons. The record is from RefSeq and is a predicted model, not a curated record. Lineage: Eukaryota; Metazoa; Platyhelminthes; Cestoda; Cyclophyllidea; Taeniidae.
AUGAAUCGAUGCCAAGGCAACAGCAACUGCAAUUACAACUACAACGGCAGUAACGGCAUCACCAGCUGCAGUAACAACAGCAGUAACAGCAACGGCAUCAGUAGCGGUAGCAGUAGUGGCAAUGUUGGCAAUAGCAGUGGUGUUGGUUAUGAUGCCGACGGUGCCUACGUGAAUGCACAUGUCGCGACAUCACAGUUGUAUUGUCAAGGAACGCGCUCGAGAAUGUGCCUGCCUUCCAGUGUCUCCACUCUGCCUCAGCAUCCCAUGCGAGUUGGUGCUCAACAACAUGACAGCACAUUGAGCAGUGCAGUUUCAGUGCCACAAGUAUCUCCACCUCAACAAUACUGUCCUGCUGAUAGCGUGAUAUUGAGCGCCCACAUGGCACCAACGAGUGAUGCACAACGACCGCUGAGUGAGGAGGAGGUGCGAUGGGCGUUUGAAGAUUAUAUGCAUGGAGAAAGGCAUUUAUCUCCAUUCGCCUUCACCCCAACUGCACUUUUGAAAUGGAUAGCUUGGCUUGACAAUGAUACACGGCUUUUGUUCCAUGCUAUCUUCUCCAAACCUUACAAUACACUUCGUAUCAGUCUGCUUUGCGGAUUUAAUGUCCCAUUAAUGUGUCCUGCAGACUCAACAGAAGUUGUCAACCCCUCACGCCCUACUGGCCAACAGCGUUAUAAAGCUGCCUCCCUUUCUGCUCUGAUCUACUCGCAUUUCUGUAAAAUACAGCUUUGGUUCUCAAAACGCGACUAUGGCCAGAGGUGA